Messenger RNA from Oncorhynchus nerka (sockeye salmon), 6163 nucleotides. RefSeq names its product cip1-interacting zinc finger protein-like. Lineage: Eukaryota; Metazoa; Chordata; Actinopteri; Salmoniformes; Salmonidae. Gene Ontology annotation, cellular component: nucleus. Gene Ontology annotation, molecular function: zinc ion binding; nucleic acid binding. The record is from RefSeq and is a predicted model, not a curated record. The coding region runs from base 207 to 2741 and encodes 844 amino acids. The transcript has 15 exons.
AACACCGGUACCAAGUGCGCAGUCUCAACGGAACAAUCGCUGCUAACUUUCAACAGGAGGCAGACCGUCGCUAACUUGCCCUUCUAAAAGAAUUCAUUCCGUUAAAAAUCCUGACCUGACCCGAGAAGGUGUCGUCAACAGGCUUUUCUGCAAACAAGCACGGACACACGCAGUUUAGCAUUAAACACCAACAACACAACGCCGGAAUGUUUAACCCACACCACCACCAUCAGCAGCAGCAGCAGCAGCAACAACAACAGCAACAGUUUCACCGUCACCUGCGGCAGCUUCAGCAACUGUUCCAGCAGCCCCCUCCACCGCCGCCGCCUGCGCCACCACAACCGCCUCCAUCGCACCAUGCACCCAGGCAUCAUCAUCAUCAUCACCACCAAGGAGGACGGGCCAUGGCUGUACAAGGCCCUGCUCCUCCACCUCCCCGUGUGGUCAACAUGGCCACUCGGGCCUCCAUCAUGGCCCCCAACCCAAUGUUACAAGGGGCUAUAAUGAUGCAGCAGAUGCAAGGUAGCAUGCAGGGCUUUGCAGCGGUGAGUGGGCAGCAGUUCACCCAGUUCUUUGCUGCAGGGGCCCGGUCCUCUCUCAUGGGCCCUGUACCCAUGGGCAUGUCCAUCAAGAACCCCCACAUGGGCUUCCCUGCCCGACACUACCACCCCCACUCCCGCUACUACAACAACAACGACUAUGGGUCACGGCAGCCGGAUCGGAAGAGGGAAAAUGAGCAGAGAGCCUUGGGGAGCACAUUUAGCCGACCUGCAGCCAGCAGGACAGCAGGGGAAACCAAUAAUAAGGCUCUGAAAGAUGGACGAGUGGGAGGGCCAGAUGGACAGGCACAGCCUUCAGUGCAACCGGAGCCUGAGGAGCCGGCAUUGAAGAAGCAGAGGACAGAGGUGUUAGAGGAGACUGUGGAGCAGCCUCCUGAGACAGGUGGGGUCCUGAGUGCAGCAGAGUAUCAAAGCCCACCGGUUGACUGCCAGCCUGGAGACUGUGUCAUUCUGGAGGAGGGUGGGAGCAUAGCUGAACCAGUGACUGCAGAGGCAGUGGAGGAGAGCAGAGCAGCCGAGGUUCAGAGUGGAGUGUCGGCCAUGCCAGCCUCUGAGCAGCUGAGUGGUGAGAGCCAGGCAUUCACUCCAAGCCUGGAGGACAUGGCAGAGGGCAAGACUGCCCCAGGGGCAUUGGAAAGGGGGCAGGAAGAGGGCAAGGAGGGGGGUGAUGCUGCCAACAAGUUCUAUUGCUACAUCUGCACUCUGGCCUGUCACAACCAGCAGGACUUCCAGAGCCACAUGAACGGCCUGGUCCACCAGCAGAGGAUGAUGGAGAUCCAACACAUGUCCAGCGCCUGUCUGGUCACCCUGAUGCCCCGCGUCCAGGAUUCGCUGCAGGGAGGCUGCGGAGACAGCUCCUCCAAGGACGGGUCAGUACUAGUGCACGUUGGUGACAGAGAGAAGAAACCCGGCCCACAGCUUUGGUGUGCUACCUGCAAAAUCCACUACACCAGUACAGUCUUGGUGCACCGCAGGACCAGGGAGCACAAGCUGGCCAGCCGCACCUCCAAUCCUUCCUGUACCGUCUGCAAGAGGCACUUCAGGAGCCCACUCCUGUUCCUGGAGCACAUGCAAUCCCAGGGGCACAAGCAGAGAGUUGACGAGCUUCGGGAGGAGGGGGGGCCAAAGGCCUUGGCUGAACUGGUUGCCAUGGAUGCACAAGGCUGCUUUGUAGACGAUGGAGACGACGAGGAGGAGGAGGAGGAGGCAUGUGAGGAGGAAGAGGGGGACGAAGAGGAAAUGGAAGAUGGCGGCGAAGGCAGCUCCCAUGGGAAGGAUGUCUGGCCAACCCAGAUGGAGGUGGCGCUACUAGAGGAUGUAGAUGAAGAGGAGGAGUUUGACCCUGACACAGUGUACGGUUCUAGCUUUGUGGUUCCUGUGGCUGGGUUCCUCUGUAGACUCUGCCAGCAGUUCUACCAUUUUGAGUCCUCAGCCCGCCACUUGCACUGCAAGUCACUCAAACACUUUGAGAACCUCAAGAAGUACAGGGCCUUGCGUAGCCAGAAGGAUGGGACAGUGGAACCUACUCCCAUAGACGGUACGGACGGCGAUUCAGAGUGUGAUAGUAACCACACUGUCUCAGAUUCAAACAGCCUGCCUUCAGAGCUCCUCAGCAGCCCUGCCUUACUGCAGCCCACCAUCUCCAUCACCAGACUGAGGCCCUCCAGACCCUGCCCUGAACCCCAGAACAACACUCCCUCAGCUUCAUCCCUGAAGGACCUCACCACCACCAGCAGCUCUGUGGGAACUCCGGCUCAAACCUCCCCAGAGAAGCAGAGCCCAGUAAACCCUGAGGACAAGGAGGAAGAGCCAACCCCAGAACAAGCACCAGUCACAGAGGAAGAGACGAGCCCAGAACUAGCGCCAGUCGCAGAGGAGGAGCCAGCGCCAGUCGCAGAGGAGGAGCCAGCGCCAGUCGCAGAGGAGGAGCCAGUCGCAGAGGAGGAGCCAGUCGCAGAGGAGGAGCCAGUCGCAGAGGAGGAGCCAGCGCCAGUCGCAGAGGAGGAGCCAGUCAUGGGAGAGGCAGAGAAAGAGCCAGUGGCAGUUGAGAAAAAGUCAGCCCCAGUCACAGGAGAAGAAGAAGAAGAGGCAAAGGCAGCUGCUCCAGAAGAGAAGACAGGCAAAGGGAAAGCAAAGGGCCCAUCCAAAAGGAAGUCCGGGAGGACAACACGGAGACGUUGAGGAAGACAAAGCAGGAGAAAGAGAGGGGGAGCGGAAGAAAGAAAUAAUAUCCAGUACAAUUGCUACCCUAUGACAGGGUACAUUAGCUCAAUAGACCUGGCAACUCAAAACCGGUGAUCCUCUUAACCUAUAUUUGUAGGUGUUUAGGUGUUUAAUUUUUUUAAUAACACAACUAGAUAGAAAUGACUAAUGUGCAUUCAGUGGAACCUGACUGAAGAGAAUUAUGCGGAAACAAAUUGUGGAUGUGUGUGUUGCUGUCAGUGUGGAAAGGGUCAAAUGAAAAUGAAGGUCUGUUUUUAGUUUAUACAUGUCGUUCUAGUUAGCUAAAUGUCUAACUCAACACAUUGUUGCCAGGUUUAGGAAGGGAGUGGUGUUUUAGUCCAGGAACCGAGUGAAUCAUUAUAGCAGGCGACUUAUCUGAAAAUAUUUGUGAUGGGGGUGGGAAUUUAAAAAGUAAAUGGUACUGUUUGAAUGUCGAGUAACUGAACCUUGAUUUGAUCCUAGCUUUGUUGAAGUGCUAUUGUCAUUGACAUUUUUUACACAUUCUCUGAACUGUUCUGGAGAUUUCUUUGGAUGUUCGCAGGUGAGGGGAUUGGUUAGAGGGGGUUUGAAAGGGGGAAAGUCUUAACUGCUUGGUCUAUUUAGCUCAGAUACACCCUGAGCUGCCUGCUUUCCCCUCACUAUACUGCUAAAUACAUUUUGAAUUGACUUAUUUAGCUCUUUAACCCCUUGAUUGCUGAAACUGCCUACAUCCCACUGGUUUCGCUCCCAAUUUGCACCUGAACCUCCAUAAGGCUGUGCGAUAAGCUCGUGGUUUUGACAAGACUAAAUUAUAGAUUAUGACAGGACUAAAUUAUAGAUGUUCCUGCAAUGUUAGGAAGCAGAGCAUGAUUUUAGUGUGCUUUGAAUAUGUUUGUUCUGAACUCAUAAUGUUCUAUUAUAACAGUUGUCUAGUCUAACAGAACUUGACAACUCCUGAGACCAUAAAAUUAUCAUUUUAGAUGUGGCUGGAAUAGGGAGAACACAUUAGCCUAGAAUAGAGCCUCUUUGCCAGAGUUUGUUCUCAAGAGAACCAGUUUUAUGCGAAGUUCAGUGCGCACUCUUUUUUUCCCCCUCACAGUUGGAGGCAUUAGGCCUACCUAUUGCCAGCUAAUACAAUGAGGGAUUUCCAAACCCUGUCACCCCAUUUUAAUGUUAAUAUUUUAAAAAUUCCUGAACUGAAAGAAAUGUUGCAUUAACAAGCUUACGCAUCACAAACAUGACAUUGUAAAAGAGUUGUAGUUUUGUGCUGGUUUUCCAUCCUUUUUUUAAACAUUGAGUUGGUACUUUUUUUCUCACACACCUUGUACACUGGACUAGUAAGAGUCAUUUUUUUUGUUUAAGUGUCUGUACAAGUGACAUUGCAUGACAGUUGUGACUGUUCACAUUGGUAACAUCAAUAUUGUUGAUAACCUUGAUAUUAAAGUGGUAUGGAUGGACUUGGAGGUUUUCAUAACAAUGAGACCUGACUUGGAGAAACAAAGGCUGCGUUUAGUCAGGCAGCCCAAUACUGAUCUUUUUUCACUAAGGCCGUGUCCGCAAUUGACAAUCGCAUGCAAAUUCUGUUAUGAGAAUAUGAAGAUGCAUUGAAACGACAGGUCUAGAUGAACAAAAGUCGCAUUGUGGUUGGAAUUGUUUAGAUCUGGCUGACUGCCUCAGGUGCUGGUCAGACUGAUUGUGUGGAUUUCUGUCUUUUUGCAAUCAGGUUACCAAAAGUGAAUACAGUGGGCAAUGUCACAGCACUCCGCCCACAAAUCUCCAGAAAAUGUAUGUUUUGGCAGCAAGAGACACCUUUUUUCAUUAAAUGUUGAUUAACUGGACGAAAUGCGUUCCUAGUGUGAGGAAUGUGUUUGCUGGCUUCAUAAAUGUUAGCCCACCAGCUUAUUUGGAAAAACAAUUUUUUGUUUGGAGUUAUAACCUGUUUGCAAUCCCUUUUAGCUUUGUUGCUGGCUAACUAGCUACUGCCAUCAAGUUGUCAGAUUUAGCCUGUUCCAGCGUUUGAAGAAAAAGGGAAUCCUGUGACACAAUGUGGACGUGUUUGGAAUUCCAUGAUCAGAAUACAAACGUCGCAUGAACUGUCAAGUCUAGACACAGCCUAAUUGGUCUUUAAACCAAUCAGCUCUGAAAAAUAUCUGAUGUGGAAAAAAAUCUGUGGUUUGUCACAAUACCAAUUUAGUGUGGGGGGGAUCAGAAUUGGAUGUUCAAACGCAGCCUAACUGGUCAGGAAACUCUGCUUUGGGCACGGAGAAUGAAGUGUCUUUUCCCCAUUGAUAGCCAAUUAGUGUAGAAGUUGUUUAUUUUUUUUCUCACGCAUAUCUUGUUAGCUCCAGUACACUGGACUAGUGGCCUGCGUAUAGACGGGCAGCCCAAUUCUGAUAUUGUUUCCUCUAUAUGGACCAAUCGCAUCUUUUUUUCAAAGCUGAUCUGAUUGGUCAAAAGACCAGAAUUGGGCUGGAUGUCCAAAUGCAGCCAUAGCCAUUGAGUAGAAUUGUCUGUACAAACAUUGCAUGGCAGAGUUCACCUUACAAAUUAGUAACAUUAAUAUCAACAAUAAUGAAAUUAAUACAUUUUAUAUGACUUGGGGAGUUUUUCAUAAUCAUGAGACCUCAGCGGGGUAAUCUAACUGGUCAGGAAAAUCUCUUGGCUCCAGGCACAGAGAAGGAAGUGUAUUUUCCCUAGUGGUAAUAAAUGUGUAGCAGUCUAAAAGUUUCAGAAGCUGAGAACCAGCAGUUCUGAUUUUGAAGUACACCAACAGAAGAAAUUGAAUGAUUCACCAGAUUGUGAUCUAUUUAAUUGACGAGACGUGGCUAACCAUUUGUCACUGGCCUCUUGGUGAGAGGAGACCUGAAUAUAGGAUAAUUGUUCAUAAGUUAUAGACAGAACUACAUAAGACCGAAUCAAGUAAUGUACCACUCCAGUUAAGAGUCCCCAAUCACAGCCACUGUAUUUUUUUUCAAGGAACAUGUAAGGAAUAAGUCUCUCCCAGAUGAUACUGAUGCUUUCAGUGAAUGGGCAGUUGUUAUUAGUUGACUUGUACAGCAGAAGAGCAGAUGCAUAGACUGUUUACACAGCCAGCCCAAUUUUAAGAUGUUUUUUUCUGAGAUGUUCUUAGUCAAAAUACCAAUUAGAUCAAUUGGGCUAACUGUGUAAACAAACCCAUAUUGGCUUGUCUCUGGUUUGUGUCCCACUGAAAUAUUAUACAGGACCAGAGCAUGACAGAAAGGGUAAUUUAUGUGACAUUUCAAACAGCUGUAUGUUUCUUAAUGUAUUUUUAUUCUACAAAUGACAAACAAGAGUGUUUUCUAGCAGCUGGAAGUUUCAUGUAUUUUUGGGAUGUUUUCUGUAUUGGGGUCAUUUUAAUUUAUAAUAAAAUUUGACAAUUG